Messenger RNA from Nycticebus coucang (slow loris), 3259 nucleotides. RefSeq names its product nuclear receptor subfamily 2 group F member 2 (gene NR2F2). Gene Ontology annotation, molecular function: nuclear receptor activity; retinoic acid binding; RNA polymerase II cis-regulatory region sequence-specific DNA binding. Gene Ontology annotation, biological process: negative regulation of transcription by RNA polymerase II; anatomical structure development; cell differentiation. The transcript is spliced from 3 exons. Bases 1293 to 2078 code for a protein of 261 amino acids. The record is from RefSeq and is a predicted model, not a curated record. NCBI's taxonomy places the organism in Eukaryota, Metazoa, Chordata, Mammalia, Primates, Lorisidae.
UCCCCCCCUCGUCCAGGGUCCUGGGUCCCUGGGUGCGUUUGGCUAGCCUGCUCUGGGUAAGGACACAGAAGCCCCAAGCUCUUCUCUUCGUUUUGCAGCAGAAAGGGGUUUUAUACUAGAAGCGAGUUCUGCACUGGAACCCAGACCCCCAAAUCCGCAUGCUUUGGCCGCCUGAUUUCCUUCUCUAUUCUUUGGUCUGUUUUCAUUUUCUUUGCAUUGAUUGCGAGUUCAUUGGAGACUGCCUUUCUGCAAAGGAUGGGGUGUGUGUUGUUGUUGUUUAAAGCCUUAUUUACUUCUCUCUCUCUUCCCUUGCUUUUCCUGCAUGUUCAGCAUACGUUCCUUCCCUCCACCCCUCUCCCCAGCCCCCACCUUCUCAAAAAAAACCAACCUGAGAUUGUACUUUUGUACAGGAGGUUCAAAUUACAAAUGGCAAUUUUAUGCACUUCGCCGUAUUAACGCUGCCUCCCGGGCAGCGCUCAUGUGACCCUGCAUGGAUUAACAUUCUGCUAAAAAAAAUAUAUAUAUAUAUUUCUGUUUUCUUUUUUCCUUUCACUUUUGAAACGAGGAGAGCGCAAUAGGAAGUAGGAAAGGGUGGGCGAGGGGCCCUCUGUGGCUGCUUUCGCUCUGCGCGAGUUGGGUCUUUGUGAUAUAAAAUUCGCCGAGCGCCGCGAGCCCUGCUCUGCCAAUGGCGCGCUCGGCGCCGGGCGCGGGCUCCGGGUUGGGGCGAGCCACCGCCGGGGUUUCUUUGUGUUUGCAAGAGCGACUCUCCCGGUCCGGAGUCAGAUAACAGCCUGAGCCCGAGCUACGCCGGCUUUCCCCGGCCCUCAUAGGCCGGGCUCCGUUGGUGCCGGCCGCCGGCUCCCUGCCUCUUCCCGGCUUCCUCUCGCUUUGGCCGCCCUCUCUCUCUCCGCCCUCUCCCUCGGUCUCUUUCUCCGAGCACACUGAUUAGACUGACGCCAGACCUCGGCUGUACUCUUGUCUCUCACCAGGGGUUCCCUGCCGGGCUGGGGCUGCAGGGUUUGGGGGAGAAUCAUUCAGGGGCGGCCACAGGCCGUCUGGGGUGAACACUGUGUCUUUUGCAAAAGCGUCUCGCCCUCCCCCCCAGACUCGCCCCUCCCGCUCCCUCUCCUCCAAUCAAUAAGAAAUAUCAGCUGUUUAGCUGUAAAGAAGAAAGAUGCCCUCAGAAUGCUACAUCCCGCCCACAGCGCCGUGGACCCCGAGGCAAAGUGGCCAAUUCUGGGUCCUCGGCGGACCAGCCCCGAGCGGGCCUCGGAGCGGUGCAGAGGGGCAGGAUGCCGCCCACCCAGCCGACCCAUGGGCAGUUCGCGCUGACCAACGGGGACCCCCUCAACUGCCACUCGUACCUGUCGGGAUAUAUUUCCCUGCUGCUGCGUGCCGAGCCCUAUCCCACGUCGCGCUUCGGCAGCCAGUGCAUGCAGCCCAACAACAUCAUGGGCAUCGAGAACAUUUGUGAACUGGCCGCGCGGAUGCUCUUCAGCGCCGUCGAGUGGGCCCGGAACAUCCCCUUCUUCCCUGACCUGCAGAUCACGGACCAGGUGGCCCUGCUGCGUCUCACCUGGAGCGAGCUGUUUGUGCUGAACGCAGCACAGUGCUCCAUGCCUCUCCACGUCGCCCCGCUCCUGGCCGCAGCAGGCUUGCACGCUUCGCCCAUGUCCGCCGACCGGGUGGUCGCCUUUAUGGACCACAUACGGAUCUUCCAAGAGCAAGUGGAGAAGCUCAAGGCUCUGCACGUCGAUUCUGCCGAGUACAGCUGCCUCAAGGCCAUAGUCCUGUUCACCUCAGAUGCCUGUGGUCUCUCUGAUGUAGCCCAUGUGGAAAGCUUGCAGGAAAAGUCUCAGUGUGCUUUGGAAGAAUACGUUAGGAGCCAGUACCCCAACCAGCCGACGAGAUUCGGAAAGCUUUUGCUUCGCCUCCCUUCCCUCCGCACCGUCUCCUCCUCAGUCAUAGAGCAAUUGUUUUUCGUCCGUUUGGUAGGUAAAACCCCCAUCGAAACCCUCAUCCGGGAUAUGUUACUGUCCGGCAGCAGUUUUAACUGGCCGUAUAUGGCAAUUCAAUAAAUAAAUAAAUCAAAAUAAGAAGGGGGAGUGAAACAGAGAAAGAAAAGGCAAAAGACUGGUUUGUUUGCUUAAUUUCCUUCUGUUAAGAAAGGAUAUAAAAGGAUGUUACAAGUUUGCUAAAAGAAGAGAGGGGAAGAAUUUAAUGGACUGUGAAUUUCAAAAAAAAAAGACUGUCAAAUGAACUUUUACAGAAUGCAUUAAAAAAAAAAACUCCUGUGUUGGUCAGAACAACUUGCUACUUAUCAUUUUUGUAUAAAAAAGAAAUUAGUCUUUUUCUUUUUUUGGUAAAUUUUUGAAAAAUAUUGCUAAAAGUGCAUUUAAGGAGAUUGGGAGAAAAUUAGCAGAAUGGAGAAAGUAAGUCUUUUUUUUUUUUCCAAAUUAUUAAUUGUCCUGUGUCUAUGUACCUCUCUAGCUGUUCUUUUUUGUACUUUUCUGGUUCCAAACCAGUUUAUUCUGUGGUUCUAUAAUAAGUUCUGAUAUAAUCUUGGCUUCUUAAAAACUGUGUAUCAUUAAAAUAUAUGUUCUGCAAGAAUUAAAACUGAGUCCAUGAAAAUAUCAUAGGAAGACAUAAAACUUUAAAAGGCAACUCAGAGAUGAUGGAAACGCACUUACAAGUGGUGACCAAAAAUUUUAGGUGGAUUUGAGCACUCUAAUUAGAAAACUGGAGGAACCACAUGCAACCCCUACCCUCCCCCCCAAAAAAGACACCAUGACAAACCUAGCUUUUUAAAAAUAUUUUAAGAAAGAGAAUGAACUGUGGAAUUUAUUGGCAGCCAAGGAAUGUGUCCAAGACACAUGCUGAGGUUUUGAAUAAAAAGUGAACUUUUGUAAUUUGAAUUGGGUCCCGCUUAGUUCUUGAAUUGUUAUGAAAAUCCUAUAUCUGUUUGUAUAUUUGCAAACCCUUUGUAUUAUAAUUGUUGAUAUUUUCCCUUUUUAAAAAAAUACCAUUGAAAUCAGCAUGACAAAAUAACACUGUUGGCACUUAUAGGUAACGUGAUUGAUUCAGUAUCUUAGAGUUUACAGUUUGUGUUUUAAAAAAACUGAAGGUUUUUUUUUAAGUGCAACAUUUCUGUAUACUGUAAAAGUUAUAAUAACUGAACUGUUUGGUCGAGUCUUUGUGUGUUAUAUUCCAAGGAAAAUUGAAAGUAUUCAGAAAUUAAAAUAUUAUUUGAUAUCUGAAA